Molecule: messenger RNA, 663 nt
Organism: Acyrthosiphon pisum (pea aphid)
Lineage: Eukaryota; Metazoa; Arthropoda; Insecta; Hemiptera; Aphididae
Exons: 2
Coding region: 199-516 (105 amino acids)
Source: RefSeq, a predicted model, not a curated record
UAGGUCACAGUGUAAAAUUUGUUCACAACGUCAAAAACAAAGAUAAAAGCCCCCUUCCUCUAUUCUUUGUAGAGGUUAAACCUCAAGACAAUAACAACGACAUUCUGGGCAUCUCUUCGCUUCUCAAUACAAAAGUUUCUAUCGAGAAACCACACAUCAAAAAAAGAGGUCCUCCUCAAUGUCACAAUUGUCAAGAUUAUGGACACACGAAAAAAAAUUGUCAUCACCAUCCAAGAUGCGUCAAAUGCGGGGAAGACCAUCACACGGAGGACUGCACCAAAGACCGUAGCAGUCCUGCCAAAUGCGCCUUGUGCUCCAAGGACCACACCAGCAAUUACAAGGGCUGCCCGGCAUUCAAGGCCGCUUUCAAAAAAGCCUAUCCGAGAGGCCCUCGGAAAGGCCCGAUUUCCAAUCCUCAUCAAACCACACACAAAUCAUACGCAGAAGCCACCAGAAAUCAAAGUUCACAUCCCGAUCAAGUUGGCGAAAUUUUUUCUAGUUUCAUUUCUAAUUUGAGCUCACUAAUCAAUCCCCUCAUCUCCCUCCUCUCCUCUGUACUAAAUUCACUGAUUGCUAAAGGUAUUAUUUCUCCAUAAUUAUCUCCGUCAUACCAAUUACUGCUCAUUAUAAUUUAUCACACAUUUACAUUUAAUUUAUCACACU